AGACUAAAUUUGUCCAAAAGAAGUCGCCAUUGUUACCUUGGCGGCGGAAGUUGUUUUCUGAAAGGUCUCGCGGAAAUGUGCACGUUACGGUUUUGGAAAAAAAGGCGCGGAGUUUGAAGUGAAGGUGACGCUCGUCUGUGAACAUCAUGUUCUACACUCAUCUGUUUACGUCCAAAAGGGGAUCUCUGGCUAAAAUCUGGCUAGCAGCACACUGGGAGAAAAAACUCACCAAGCCUCAUGUGUUUGAAUGCAAUCUAGAAACGACCGUGAGAGAAAUACUUUCCCCAAAGAUGAAGGUUGGUUUACGGACUUCCGGUCAUCUGCUCAUCGGUUUGGUCAGAAUCUACUCCAGAAAGGCAAAGUAUCUCCUUGCGGACUGUACCAUUGCCCUGGGCAAAAUUAGCACUGCGUUCAGGCCAGGUCAAACAGAUCUAUGUUUGGGGAGGGUUGAGGCCACAGUAAAAGAAAUUACCUUGACUGAGGACUUCACUGCCUUCGAUGUUGAACUGCCACACCCCUGCGACAUUGAUAUACCGGAAGAUUUUGCUUUAAACCAAUGUCGAUCAGAGGAAAUCACUCUGAAAGAAGAUUUUGGAAAUGGUUUUUUGAACUUGACAGACAUGGGCAUAGUUAGUGACUCCUUAGUUCCAUCAAACACUGUGCUGGACAGGAGCUUUGAAGGCUUUGCACAGCAUGAUGAUGCAUUUGGAGAUGAGGAUAAAGGAUUAGAUCUUCUUGACUUUCUGGGAAUGUCCAGUGAACCCACAGACCUCAUGGAAGAGCUGACACAUGAAAGCCAUGAGAGUCCAAAUGACCUUCAGAAUCACACCGUUGCUUUUGAAGGCAAUCCCACGGUGACAGAGACUCCUUCACCAAAUCAGACCACACUUCUCACUAACAUGGACGUUGCCUUCGCUCUGGAACCUGUGGCGAUAACUCCUAACUCAGAGAAGAGGGUGGGAAAGAGGAAACGCAAGUUAGUGGUGGACCACGCCAAAGAACUGAGCAACGACGUAAUCAGAGAGCAGCUUUCUGACUUCUCCGACCUGGUGGCUGCUUUGGACAUGGCCCCACCAACCGUCCAGCUCAUGCACUGGAAGGAGAGCGGAUCUGUCAGCAAACUCUUCUCCCAGCCGUGUUCCACGGGGCUCGGUCCACCAAUAAGCCAGCUCUAUGUUAAAAAUAUCUUCAACCAGAUGCACUCCAGAGCACAAGGAGAGGUGGAGGAGAUGCGCCAAGAGGGAGGAAGAAUUCAGAGUGACCGCAGUGGCCUCAGCCCCGACAACGCUGUCAGAGAUUCAUCAAUCAACCUGGAUAACACUGGCAGCACAGAGCUGACUCCUCUCCAUGACACAAACAACAACCAGGAGGCUCACUUGGAGCUCCUGCAUGAGGUGAACAUGUCGGAGCUGACUCAUCCGGACCUCCCGUCUGAGGACUCCAUGUUUGUCCAUCCAUCUCAUGUGGAGCAGGAGACUCAGUCAACGUCCCUCCUCUCUCAGUCUAUGCUGAGCAGCCAGGACUUUGAGGAGAAGAGGAUAACCAAGAGAGCACACAGGCUCCUAAACGCCCUCAAAAGUCAGACCAGCAGUGACCCCACCUUCAGCCUGAAGUCCCUCUGUCAAGGAAGUACUCGGGCUCAAGCCGCAGCCAUUUUCUUCUCCUUCUUAGUCCUGAAAAAGCAGCAAGCCCUCCACCUGCACCAGAGCGUCCCGUACAAGGACAUCCUCGCCACGCCGGGACCCACCUUUUACAGUCUGUAAAACGGACAGGAAGUCUGGGUUCAUGCAGAACUCUGGCUUUUGCUUCCUCCUUCAGACGGAAGGAAUGUCUUUGCCUGGACAGAAGUCUAGUUUGUGGGAUAAACACAGCAGCCUGCUAUAAAAACAAGUUACCCACGAGUGUCUAUUUAAUGACACGUGAGUUUGUUCAAACCUAAACCGAGGUUUCUUCUUGGCUGUUACUAAAACCUACCAGACUUUUUUUUUUUCACCAACACUUUUAAGAUAUUGCUCAGCUCAGAAUAUUUUAAUAAACUCAGAAAAGUUAUUUAUUUUUUUAAAUAGUUCUUCAAAACACAUUGUCCGUUUAUCUUGGAUUCCCAAUUUCUGCUUGUUGCGUUAACGUUUUGAACUGUUCCAGUCCCUGUGCUUCCUGUCUGAGGCCUGUUUCAUUUCACAGAUGAAAGUUGUCAAUAUUUAUUCAAAGUAAAUGUAUAAGAAAAGCCUCUAUACAAAAUAUAUGUUGAUAUGUUCUCAGA
Oryzias latipes (Japanese medaka) is the source of this 2260-nucleotide messenger RNA. RefSeq names its product RAD21 cohesin complex component like 1 (gene rad21l1). Gene Ontology annotation, molecular function: protein binding; chromatin binding. Gene Ontology annotation, cellular component: cohesin complex. The record is from RefSeq and is a predicted model, not a curated record. Gene Ontology annotation, biological process: replication-born double-strand break repair via sister chromatid exchange; sister chromatid cohesion. NCBI's taxonomy places the organism in Eukaryota, Metazoa, Chordata, Actinopteri, Beloniformes, Adrianichthyidae.